Nematocida parisii ERTm1 is the source of this 630-nucleotide messenger RNA. RefSeq lists its product as uncharacterized. NCBI's taxonomy places the organism in Eukaryota, Fungi, Microsporidia. The transcript has a single exon. The record is from RefSeq and is a predicted model, not a curated record. Bases 1 to 630 code for a protein of 209 amino acids.
AUGCUUUACAUAAAUAUACAACAGAAACUAAAGAGACUUCUAAAGAAGACCGAUAUAAUUGUGUUAGACCAGGCGUAUACACAGUUUAAAGAAAAAGUAUCUGAGCUAGGAAUAGGAAAUGUUUUAUCUGAUGAAUUAUACGAUAUAUUCCAUGAUGAAGCAGUGAGUGUACUACAGGAUAAUAAACAUUCUACUGAAGUAGAUAAUAAGAAUACUCAAAGCCCCAGUAAAGAACCAAAAGAAAUUCAGUUAUUGGAUGAUUACUUAAAAGGGAUGUUUAACACUGAUAAGUUAAACCUUGCACAGAAAGAAUAUCUUGUGCGUAAGACAAUAAAGAGACUGGCUAAUUUAGGCAUAAGUAUUGAGAAAAUAUUAGAACCACUUAAUACCACAGAGACUAAAAAAACAGAAUCUGAAAUUGAAGCAAAUCCAGAUGCUUCAAAAAAUGAAUUAUCCAAUACAACGAGUAGCACAGAAAGUAAAAAUUCAGAAGAAUCAGAAAGUGAAGUAAAUGAAGGAGGAGAUAAAGGAACAGGUGUACCAACUAACCGUACGUUAAGAUCUGUACUUUUACUAUCAGCAGUAGGUUCAAUUACAGUAACAGGUGUAUACAACUUACUCUACAAUUAA